This is a messenger RNA of Thecamonas trahens ATCC 50062, 1356 nucleotides long. RefSeq lists its product as uncharacterized. NCBI's taxonomy places the organism in Eukaryota, Apusomonadida, Apusomonadidae. The transcript has a single exon. The coding region runs from base 52 to 1356 and encodes 434 amino acids. The record is from RefSeq and is a predicted model, not a curated record.
GCUCGGCCGCUGGCGGCGCUGCGUGCCCUCAACUCGACGUCGCUUUUGGACAUGCUGGCGAGGCCAUGGACAUUGUCGAGGAUUUCGGAUGAGCCCAUUUUCAAAAAGGGCUGGCAUGGAGGCAGCAAGGAGCUGUGGGAGGAAAUGCUGUCGCUGGCUGAUGCGGCUCAGAAUGGUCGCGAUCUGUACUACGACACCUUUGUCUCGUCUGAUCUUGACAUUGCCUGGGACGACGGCGCCACCCAGGAUGAGCCGUACUGGACUCGUCGUAGUGGUGCUUUUACCUCACCGGCAAUCAAGUUCUUGCCACAUGAGGCGCAUACGGCUCGGUUUAUGUUGUUUGAGCCCAAGGUUGCUUUCCAUCCCAGGUCUGUCGAUCAGGUCGGUGAGGCCGUCGACGAGGGCAGCGACGGCGGGCCGGCCCAGACAGCGUGGCACAACCGGUGGCGGUCGGUGCUGAGCGGACUCGGGAGCGGAAGUGAUGCGAGCGAUGGCGGAUCGUGGGCGCCGGCUGAGCGUGAUGCUGCUGAGGACGCCGAGGCUGCAGCGGCGCAAGAGGCGAGCCCGGCGCGACCGGACCUUCGCCCGCUGUGCAUCCUGCUGGCGCCGACGGGUGAUCACGGGUACACGCGGCGCCGGGUGCUGCACGCACAACCGCUGGCCAAAAUGGGCAUUGCCACGCUUGUGCUCGAGACGCCGUUCUACGGCGAGCGCAAGCCAGAGGGCCAGUUCCGGUCGUCGCUCCACCACGUGUCGGACCUGUUUGCCAUGGGCGGCGGCCUCGUCUCGGAAUCACUCUCGCUCAUGCACACUUUUGCGGCCGAGCAGCGGUUCAAUCUGUUUGGCGUCUCGGGCGCGUCGCUCGGCGGGCAGAUGGCGUGCCAUGUGGCCGGCGUCUCGCGCAUGCCGGUGGCGCUUGUGCCGUCGAUCACGCCGCACUCGGCGGCUGGCGUCUUUACCGAGGGCGUGCUCUCGUCGUGGUGCGCGUGGGAGGCGCUCGACGCGCAGUUGCCGCAGUUUGUGGAGACGCUGCCGGAGACCCGCGACCGAGGCGGCUCCGUGACCUCUGUCGACUUUAUGAACGCUGUUCUCGACCGGACGACCGACAUCCGGCGGUAUGCGCCGCCGCUCGUCCCGCAGGCUAUCGUUCAGAUUGCGGCUCGGGCGGAUGGCUACGUGCCGCAGCCGGGCGAGGCGCUUCACAAGCACUGGCCCGGCUCGCAACUGUGGUGGGUGUCGGGCGGACACAUCAAGGCCUAUGUUGCUCACUUUACUCUGUACCAGCGAGCAGUGCACGAGGCGUUCUCGCAGCUUGUCGCUGCCACGCAAGCCACCGGCGACAGCGCGAGCGCGUAG